ACAUCUCUUGCACAUCUUUCCUUGAUCAACUUUAUCAUACACCAUGCGACAGCGCGCACACUGUAUACGUCCCUACCAGCAAUGAGACAAAACAUCUUUGAUAUACUCAAAAAUGUACGGUGGCAUGGAUUAAACCGGCCUGUCAAUGCACUACCACCGCUGCGCAGUACAACCCAGCCAAUGUUUAGAAUGCUGCACUCGCCGGUAAACAAAUAUCGGGAGUUAAAAAUUGUGCACAAGAAGCGCCACCGGUGGACCGCAGAGCAAGACGCCAGGCUAGUGCAAAUGGUGGACGAGAAGGGUCCCGCAUGGAGUGUCAUUGCUGGCGAGCUGGGCAUACAGGGCAGCGCGCUAAAAGUGCGGCGGCGAUGGGAGGUCCUUCAGCCCAAGCAUGGAAGUGCUUGGUCAAAGGCGGAAGACACGGAUCUGGCCAACAUAAUUAGCCAGCACACGGAGCUUGGCUAUGCCCUUGGGGACAUGGGGCUAUGGGUCAAAGUGUCUCAGCAGCUGAAAACCAACAGGAGCCCGCGUCAAUCCCACGCGCGGUGGACAAAAACGCUGCUUCCGCGCCAGGGCAAGGCGCUGCCGUUUACGCGGUUUGAAAGGAUACGUGGCUGGGUUUGGAGCGAUGAAGAGGUCGGCCGGCUGAGGGCCGCUGUGGCAGUGGUGAACGAGAGUUCGGACUCGCAGAACGCUAUUGAUUGCGCGCAGGAGUUUGAGCCAUGGCUGCUGAUUGGAAUUAAUACGGCUGAAACGCUAAAGCCCCAGUACUGGACCAGCAUUGCAAGCCAAGUUGGCACACGGACGGCAGCGCAGUGCGCUUCCAAGUGGAAUAACCUUUUGGGCCAGCUGAAAGGUACGUCGAUAACUACCGACCAGGCAAAGCGGUUGGCGGCGCUGGUGAAGACCCAUGGUCGCAAGUGGGGAUUUCUCGCUCACAAUUAUUUUCCGGACCAGAGCCCAGUCGAUCUCUGCUACGCGUACUCGCUGUGGAGACGGGUCGAAAAAAAGCACGGCGUCGAUCUCUUGGAUAUUGACCCAUUCUCAAUGAUCCGUGAAUUUGACGGCAGAUCGGCGAUGCGGCCUACUGGCGCGGAUGGAAAUUACGAUCCGAAUGGACCAGUGGUUAGGGUGUUUAAGAGCGGCAGCUCGUCUUUCAUGACACCAUAUACCUUGGCCCUUGCAAACACUUCUUUCCGCAAGCGAAAGUCGGGAAUGCUUCGGGUCAUUGGGCUGGUUCAUAACCCGCAUGGUGGGCUGCUGCCAGUAAAGUCAAUUGACAAGCUUGUCGCGGCUCUGAGUCGCCACAGUAACGACUGGGUCAGCAUAUCCCGCGAAGUGGGGCUUCCUAUAACCGUGUGUCGUCGGUAUGCUGAGGGACUGGCAAGCAGCCUGAAUAGCGUCAAAGAUAUAAUUAGCAACCUCGAGUUGGACGACCUCGCCAGCAAAAGCGACCUAAAGACUAUCCAAAGGCCCAAAAAGGCACCCGCCGGUCGACAAGGUAAAAUGACUUUAUAAUUGGG
This is a messenger RNA of Kickxella alabastrina, 1523 nucleotides long. RefSeq lists its product as uncharacterized. NCBI's taxonomy places the organism in Eukaryota, Fungi, Kickxellomycota, Kickxellomycetes, Kickxellales, Kickxellaceae. Gene Ontology annotation, cellular component: nucleus. The record is from RefSeq and is a predicted model, not a curated record. The transcript has a single exon. Gene Ontology annotation, molecular function: RNA polymerase II cis-regulatory region sequence-specific DNA binding; DNA-binding transcription factor activity, RNA polymerase II-specific. Bases 82 to 1518 code for a protein of 478 amino acids. Gene Ontology annotation, biological process: regulation of transcription by RNA polymerase II.